Messenger RNA from Aspergillus ibericus CBS 121593, 936 nucleotides. RefSeq names its product putative bZIP transcription factor (MetR). Gene Ontology annotation, molecular function: RNA polymerase II transcription regulatory region sequence-specific DNA binding; DNA-binding transcription activator activity, RNA polymerase II-specific. Lineage: Eukaryota; Fungi; Ascomycota; Eurotiomycetes; Eurotiales; Aspergillaceae. Gene Ontology annotation, cellular component: nucleus. The record is from RefSeq and is a predicted model, not a curated record. Gene Ontology annotation, biological process: regulation of transcription by RNA polymerase II. The transcript has a single exon. Bases 35 to 622 code for a protein of 195 amino acids.
AGGGUUCGGCAAUGUCAACGACAUUUCAUCCACCAUGAACUCUAUCAAUACGCAACCCCUGCCCGUGCAAAACACCCAGUUCUCUGCUGUCCCAUCCCUGCCCAAUGGUCUCAACAUCAAUACCGCUCCUAGCCAACCGGUCUCUCAGCCCUCCCCGCAAUCGUCCGCGGCAUCGUCGCCGUCCGCGGCUGCCACCCCGGCCCCAGCCCCCACUGCGGCUGUUUCCGCGUCAGCACCCAAGCGCAAGAACACUCAGAAGACGGCUGCCAUGAGCGUAGAGGAGGCUGCGCGCAUUGCUGCUGAAGAGGACAAGCGUCGCCGUAACACUGCCGCCAGCGCCCGGUUCCGCGUGAAGAAGAAGAUGCGCGAGCAAGCCCUCGAGAAGACCGUCAAGGAGACCACGGACAAGAACACUGCGCUGGAGGCCCGCGUCACCGCUCUCGAGCUGGAGAACCAAUGGCUCAAGAACCUCAUCACUGAGAAGAACGGCCAAACCUCCGAGGAGGCCAAGAAGUCGGAGAACGACAUCGCCGCCAUGUUCAAGAAGUUCCUGGCCUCCCAGCAGCAGAAGGACACUGAACGGAGUAGUUCCGAGUCCAAGAUCGGCGUGGGCACGAUCUAAUGCCCAAGUUCUCGUCUUCUUGUCUUCGUGCUUGUCGAUUUGAGCUUUGUAGAUGAUGUUUAUGCAAACUCAGUGAUUCUCCCAUCUUUUUUUUUUCUUAUUUCUUAUCUCUUAUUUAUCUCUAAUGGUGUACAUGAGGGGAUGGCGUCACGGUGCAAGGGAAGGAUACCUACUAGGGAUCGAAUCGUCGGUAGCACGAGUGAUGUUUAUGUCUUGAAGUACAAAUCAAACCCAGCGGACUGUUACUCGCUCGCGCGCAGUCCCGGUCAUCAAAAAGUAUCAUGAUAAUGAAUGACCAUAUAUCCCACUUCCAA